GGCAACCUCUGAUUGGCAGUAAGGGGUUCACGCCCCAUCUCCUGCUCGAGCACAACCAGAACAGCCAAUCAGAGCGAGGACUGACCGAAACGACCCAAUCCUGGAGCCGGGUGAGGGCGGGGGCGGGGACAAAUGGCUCAGGUGGACUCCGUGCUGGAGCGGUCUUGGGGAAGUUUAUUUGCUGCUGCUGCUGCUGAGUUGGGGAUACGGUCGGCAGGUAGAAAGCCCUCUCUGAGCGGAGCCAUGAGCCGCUUCCUGAACGUGUUACGGAGCUGGCUGGUCAUGGUGGCCAUCAUAGCCGCGGGAAACACGCUGCAGAGCUUCCGAGACCACACCUUCCUCCACGAGAAGCUCUACACCGGCCAGCCAGGCCUCGUGAAUGGCCUCCAAGCUCGGACCUUUGGGAUCUGGACGCUGCUCUCAUCAGUGAUUCGCUGCCUCUGUGCCAUCGAUAUCCACAACAAGACGCUCUACCACAUCACACUCUGGACCUUCUUCCUCGCCCUGGGGCACUUCCUCUCUGAGUUGUUUGUGUAUGGGACUGCGGCUCCCACGAUUGGCGUCCUGGCACCACUGAUGGUGGCAAGUAAGCAUCCAUCCACCCUCGACCCCCGAGAGGAACGGUCCCAGCCCUAGAGCUGGUGCUGGAGAGCAGACCCACAAGCUAAGAACUGCUAACAGAGCUGGUGCCGGAACGCCCCAGGCACAGUGCACCUCUCUAGGGAAGAAAUGUACAGAAAACCGACGGCAGCAGCAUAUCCAAGUAACAGCCAUAAGGUGAACGCGACUGGGAGGGAGAGUGGCAGUAAGUAGGACAGUUCGGGAGAAAAACAGUGACGGAGCUGCAGGUGCUGAGACUGCGGACUCCGGCCAGAGCAGAGCGGUGCGAGGCUGGGGUGACUGUAGAACAAACACCUCGGCCACCCUCUGAAGCAGAGGCACAAACGACAGUGGGCCCUCUGAGCAGCCACGCUCCAUGAACUGUCUUCCUGUGUGCACAGCACAGAACGCGGUCAGGGUCACGUGAUGGGCGCUGAGGCGCAGCCCCCCCGGAGGUCGACAGUAACCUUUACAGCCUUGUGUGUAAAAGAUAACCCAGAUUUCCAGGAUGGUAACAUGGAUGUAAACAGGGCCACUUCUGUGGAAGGCCAAGGAGCUGCCCCUCCAGCCCUGAGCCCUCAGCCCUGCAGCCUUUUCCCACACCUUCGUCCUCAGAAAUGUGCGAGAGUCCUCUGGGGACUGCCAAAUGCCAUCUCUGCCCCCCCAAACGACAAGGCAGGCCACGUGAAGAAUCUUUUAUUGCCCUAAAACAUCUGGUAUUACGAAUAGAAAAUACAAACUGUUUAUAAUAAAGCAAUGGAUUCAGUAAA
Molecule: messenger RNA, 1370 nt
Organism: Equus caballus (horse)
Lineage: Eukaryota; Metazoa; Chordata; Mammalia; Perissodactyla; Equidae
Gene: ERG28
Product: ergosterol biosynthesis 28 homolog
Cellular component (GO): endoplasmic reticulum; membrane
Molecular function (GO): protein-macromolecule adaptor activity
Source: RefSeq, a predicted model, not a curated record